Molecule: messenger RNA, 423 nt
Organism: Nematocida homosporus
Lineage: Eukaryota; Fungi; Microsporidia
Exons: 1
Coding region: 1-423 (140 amino acids)
Source: RefSeq, a predicted model, not a curated record
AUGAUACAUAGUGCUCUCUUUGAGAUACACAGUUGCCAGAAACAAGGUGCAAGUAUUCGCGAGAUUCUUGGACGAGUAACCUCGCUCUAUCGCUACUCGCUACUGGAAGUGACUAAUGCACGGCUUUGUAUUCGCCAUCUCCUACAGGACAGAUCCAUGCUGGCUGAAGAUACAGUUGAACUCUUUCGAGUCUGUUGUAUUCUCAGUCGCAAGUACUGGCGAGACACUGCAGAGAAGAACUUAGUGCAAGCUGAACCUUGUCAGUUGCUACGUCUUAAUGAUCUUGAACGUCGUAUUCUGUUAGUGCUUAACUAUGCCAUUGGCAUGCCUGCCACUGCUAUUCAGCAAGAGAUAGCGAUGGAGCUCAAUUUAGAUCGAGUCUACCAACGCGCUAUUGCCGGGCAUAAGAAGCAGGGCCGAUAA